AUGGCAGACAGUGAGAGUCCCGACCGGCGGUCGUCACGAAGGAGAAGCGGCAUGUACCGCCGUGGCUCCCAUAUCAGCGAGGCAAGCUUCAUGGAAGAUGUCGAAAUGGCCCAAGAUGAGGUAUACGAACUCGCGCCCAUGGCCCCUCCCCGUCCCCCGUACAAGCCUCGCGGUAGUAAGAAGCCUGGCCAGCAGCUGACGCCCAAAACUAUCCAGGUCUUCUCCGGUCCCAUGAGCGAGAGCGUCCCUACGAGUGUAUCUGGAUUCCGACACCGCCGUUCGCGCGCAGACUCGAGCGCCAGUCUGACGAGUUUCGCAUUCUAUGAUGAAGAGCAGGAUUCGGGCGAGGGCACUGAUGACGAGGAUAGCGCCAUACUGGAAGAUGGCGAAAGUGUAUACAAUGGCUACGCCGAUGAGAAUGGCGAAGAAACGGAGGAUCUUGAGGCAGGCUUGUCGUCGUCCUCGCCCUCACCCUCGCCAUCACGGCGCAAGUCGAGUGGCUCACGGCGCAAGUCAAGUGGUGGCAGCAGGAAAUCAUCGGAGCGACCGCUGCUACGAAGGCGCUCGUCAACAAGCAGCGCGGGUUCGGGCGCCGACUGGAGAGGACGCAGGUCGAACCAGAAGAUUUACAUCAUGACCGAAGACUUGACCAUUGUCGUUGCUGGCUUUAAAACGUCGCCCUUUGGAUACGCCCUGUAUGCGCUGCUGUGCGCCGCCACACUGGGUCUCGGCUGGCUCAUGUUCAGAUGGUUGCCACGAUGGAGAGUAGCCAUUGUGGGAAAGAGUGCGCCCUUGAAAGAGUGCGACUGGAUUGUCGUCGAGAACCAGUGGGGAGAAUUUGCGGUACAGAACAUCAGUCGCCAAACCUAUGGACGCUCGCUGUCCACCGUGUUCGGAGACCCCGAAAAAGGCCGUCCGAGAGAAUGGGACGAAGAUGACGAUCCGCUUAUUCGCGAGCUUCGAUGCUUGGACUACCGCUACAUCCGCUUCGUCUACCACCCCAUCAAGGACAAAUUUGUGCUGGCCAAUACCUGGAAAGACCCCAGCUGGACCGAUGUCCUGGCUCUCCGUGAGGGUCUCGACAACGAUGAGCGCGACUACCGGGAGUUAGUCUUUGGCAAAAACAUGAUCGACAUCGCCGAGAAGACGGUCGGCCAGCUUUUGGUCGACGAGGUUUUUCAUCCCUUCUAUGUUUUCCAGAUUGCCAGUUUGAUCCUCUGGUCUCUCGACGAGUACUACUACUACGCCUGUGCCAUCUUCAUCAUUUCUGCCGUUAGUAUCGUCACGACACUGGUGGAGACCAAGGCUUCCAUGAGACGCCUGCGCGAAGUGUCCAAGUUCGAAUGCGAAGUACGCGUGUUGCGCAGUGGCUUCUGGACGCACCUCGAUUCUGCAGAACUCGUACCUGGAGACGUUUACGAAGUCACCGAUCCUGCACUUACACAGUUCCCAUGUGACAGUUUACUCUUAUCCGGAGACUGCAUCGUCAACGAGAGCAUGCUGACCGGCGAGUCUAUUCCCGUGUCCAAAAUCCCCGUCACAAACCAGUCACUGGAUCUGUUGGAUCUUAGCGCUUCCGCCGUUCAUCCAGAGGUUGCCCGCCAUAUGUUGUUCAGUGGAACCAAGAUCAUCCGCGCCCGCAGACCGCACGAAGACCAUGUAGACGAUGAGGCUGCUGCAUUGGCCAUGGUCGUCCGAACUGGCUUCAACACCACCAAGGGCGCAUUAGUCAGAUCAAUGCUCUUCCCCAAGCCUUCGGGCUUCAAGUUCUACCGCGACUCUUUCCGGUACAUCUCCGUCAUGGCUAUGAUUGCCAUGAUUGGCUUUGUUGCCUCGUUUAUCAACUUUGUCCAUCUCGGCCUUGAAUGGCACUUGAUUGUUGUACGCGCGCUCGACUUGAUUACCAUUGUUGUCCCUCCCGCUCUUCCGGCCACUCUCACCAUCGGUACGAGCUUUGCACUUUCGCGGUUAAAACAGAAGCAAAUUUUCUGUAUCAGUCCACAAAGAGUUAAUGUCGGUGGCAAGCUUGAUGUCGUCUGCUUCGACAAGACUGGAACACUCACCGAAGAGGGCCUAGAUGUGCUGGGUGUCCGUGUAGUUGAGCGGCCCCGCAAUAGGUUCAGCGAGCUUCUUCCAGACUCCUAUGACAUCUUGCCAGCGUCGCAGCAUGAUCGUGACCCAACUGUCGAAUACCACGCCCACAAAACCAUUCUCUACACCAUGGCUACUUGUCACUCACUACGCAAGAUUGAUAACGAACUAGUCGGCGACCCAUUGGACGUCAAGAUGUUUGACUUCACUGGCUGGAGCUACGAAGAAGGUGAGCAAAAUGGUAACUCGGGCGAUGAAGACCCUGAGCAGAAACUGUCACCGUCCGUUGCUCGUCCACCACCAGGCCGCGAGUAUGAUAUCGAUGACGUCGAAGACGAGGCCAGCCGAAAGCAAGUCGAGCUUGGCGUCAUCAAAUCGUUUGAGUUUGUCUCGCAACUCCGGAGAGCCAGCGUUAUUGUGAGACAGUUCGGGUCAAAGAGCGGCCAAGUCUACGUCAAGGGCGCACCUGAAGUCAUGAAAGAGAUCUGCCGUGCCGACAGCUUCCCCACUGAUUAUGAAGAGCUUCUCGCUUUUUACACGCACCGUGGCUUCCGCGUCAUCGCUUGUGCUACCAAGACAAUUCCAAAGCUCAACUGGCUCAAGACUCAAAAGAUGAAGAGAGAAGAGGCCGAAAGUGGCCUUGACUUUGUCGGUUUCAUCAUUUUUGAGAACAAGCUCAAGGACAGCACGGCUCCAGUCAUCGAAGAGCUUGAGCGCGCCAAUAUUCGCAAGGUUAUGUGUACUGGUGACAACAUCCUUACUGCCAUCAGUGUUGCUCGUGAAUGCGGCCUGAUCAACAAGACGGCCCAUUGCUUUGUCCCCCACUUUGCAGAAGGUGAUUCACGCACCGCCUUGUCGAAGCUUUGUUGGGAAAGUGUCGAUGACCCGGUUUUCAAGCUCGAUGAUACAACGCUCAAGCCUCUUCCACCGCCACCUGAGGCCGAUGUGUCCCUUCCGUAUGACAUUUCCAACCUGCGCAACUACAGCUUGGCAGUAAGUGGUGAUGUCUUCCGCUGGAUUGUUGAUUUCGCAUCCGAAUCCGUGCUCCGUGAGAUGCUCGUCUGCGGUCAGGUCUUCGCCCGUAUGUCGCCCGACGAGAAGCAUGAACUGGUUGAGAAAUUGCAAUCAAUUGACUACUGCGUCGGCUUUUGCGGUGAUGGUGCAAACGACUGUGGAGCGCUCAAAGCCGCUGACGUGGGCAUCUCUCUUUCCGAGGCUGAAGCAUCAGUUGCCGCUCCUUUUACGUCCCGCCAAUUCGACAUUAGCUGUGUGCCUCAGGUCAUCAAAGAGGGUCGCGCAGCGCUUGUAACAAGCUUCAGCUGCUUCAAGUAUAUGAGCUUGUACAGCGCGAUACAGUUUUGCUCCGUCUCAUUUCUGUAUGCCAGCGCCAGCAAUCUUGGCGACUUCCAGUUCCUCUUUAUCGACCUCUUGCUUAUCCUCCCCAUCGCCAUCUUCAUGGGUUGGUCAGGUGCAUACCCUAUCCUCAGUCGCAAACGCCCAACUGCAAAUCUGGUAUCCCGCAAGGUGCUUACCCCGCUGCUUGGACAAAUGAUCCUCUGUAUCCUGGCUCAGUUCAUUGCUUUCCACUUUGUCCAGAAACAGGAGUGGUACCUCCCACCGGUCAUCGAUAAGAACCACAGCAACUCGUUGAACUCGCAAAACACGGCCCUUUUCUUGACAAGCUGCUUCCAAUACAUUCUCUCGGCCGUUGUCCUCAGCGUAGGCAAACCCUACCGCGAACCCAUGUCCCGUAACCUCCCCUUCAUCACCACCAUCUUCGUCACCCUCGCAAUUACUCUGUACAUGCUGUUCGAUCCCGCCAAAUGGGUCAUGCAAGCCAUGGAACUCACUUACAUGGAUGUCCCCUUCAAAAUCUUCAUCCUCACCCUGGGCCUCGGCAAUUUUGCCCUCGCAUAUGUGAGCGAGAGAGUGCUUUUCCCCGGCCUAGCCAAGUGGAUUGGUGUACUCAAAGUUAAGCUGGGGGGCAAGGGCAUGCAGAAGAAGAGGAAAGAGUACAAGGUUAUUGCCGAGAGUAUGCGCAUAUAA
This is a messenger RNA of Bipolaris victoriae FI3, 4137 nucleotides long. RefSeq lists its product as hypothetical. Gene Ontology annotation, cellular component: membrane. Gene Ontology annotation, molecular function: P-type ion transporter activity; ATP binding; ATPase-coupled monoatomic cation transmembrane transporter activity. The record is from RefSeq and is a predicted model, not a curated record. The coding region runs from base 1 to 4137 and encodes 1378 amino acids. The transcript is spliced from 2 exons. Gene Ontology annotation, biological process: intracellular calcium ion homeostasis. Lineage: Eukaryota; Fungi; Ascomycota; Dothideomycetes; Pleosporales; Pleosporaceae.